Messenger RNA from Drosophila montana, 1789 nucleotides. RefSeq names its product putative methyltransferase C9orf114. The transcript is spliced from 2 exons. The coding region runs from base 90 to 1547 and encodes 485 amino acids. The record is from RefSeq and is a predicted model, not a curated record. NCBI's taxonomy places the organism in Eukaryota, Metazoa, Arthropoda, Insecta, Diptera, Drosophilidae.
UCCGGAACGUAUUUAGUUCACACGUGCUAGAAUCGCUUUUAAUGUUAUUGGCAAUUGGUUGAGAUAUUUAUUAACAUAAAUCUGCCACGAUGUCCGCGGCAACAGCCAACAGUCGAAAUACCAAUCCCGCAGAGCCGCACAAAUCAUGGAAAAAGAUCAACGAGGAGCGAAAAGCACUCAAACGUCAGCGAAAACAGGACAAAGCGCUCAAGGACCUACAGAGAGUCCAGGAAGCAGAAGCUGCUGCCAAGGUGGCCACAGAUGCAACAAAAGCAGCUAAGGCUAAGCCAAAUCCAUCCACAGUGAGCAUAGCUGUGCCGGGCUCCAUACUGGAAAAUGCACAGUCCGCCGAGCUGCGCGCCUAUGUUGCCGGCCAAAUAGCGCGCGCUGCCUGCAUAUUCCGUGUCAAUGAGGUGAUUGUGUUUGACGAUGUGGGCGUGGCAACGGCACGUGAAACAAAACGCAGCUACGAACAGGAUGCGGAGGGCAAUGGCACAGCUACAGCCACAGUCCGUAGCAGUUCGUUGCAAUUGGCGCGCAUCCUACAAUAUCUUGAGUGUCCACAAUAUCUGCGCAAAUACUUCUUUCCGCUGCACAAAGACUUGAAGUACUCGGGCCUGCUUAAUCCACUGGACACGCCGCAUCAUCUGCGCCAGCAAAGCAAGUUUCGCUAUCGCGAGGGCGUCGUCUGCGACAAACAAGCCAAGGAUGGUCACAGCUAUGCAAAUGUGGGCCUGCUGAACGAUGUGCUCAUCGACAAGGCCUUAGAUCCAGGCGUCCGGGUGACAGUCAAAAUGGACCCACCCAACGAGACCAGUCGAAAACAACGCGGCACAUUGGUCAGUCCGGACGAGCCGCGUCGGGAGACGGGCGUCUAUUGGGGCUAUCAGGUGCGCAUUGCACAUUCGCUCUCCGAAAUCUUUACGAAAUCGCCCUAUGCAGGCGGCUACGAUGUGACGAUCGGUACUUCUGAUCGCGGCGCCAGCGUGCACGAUGUGCCCAGCAAAUCCAUUCAGUACAAUCACAUACUCAUUGUAUUUGGCGGCCUGCAGGGUCUCGAAGAGGCGCUGGCCAACGACGAGAAACUAACAGUGGACGAGCCAGAGCUGCUCUUCGAUCACUAUGUAAAUGUGCUGCCCAAACAGGGCUCACGGACCAUACGCACCGAGGAGGCGCUGCUCAUAGCGUUGGCUGCCCUGCAGGAGAAACUGCAGCCACAGCAUGCGGAUGUGGAGAGCGAUCUGAGUGAGCUGCUGCCGCGCAGCGAACAGACAGGCUUCCCGAUGACACGCGAAGUGCUUGUGAGCAGGAAAAAGAAGAGAAAACAUGAAGAAGAGGCGCCGCCUGCAGCAAACGAUAUACAGCCAAUAACAGCACCAAUACCGAAACCAACUGUAGCUCCAAUGCAUCCAAAUCCGUUUAAUGAUCGUGCAGCAGAAGCUGCUGCUGCCACAGAGACCGAUUUCGAGGUGGUGCCUGCAACAGUGCCUGCCGCAGUUGUCGCUCCGAGCGCAGCCAGUGACGAGGAUUUAAGUCGAUUCGAUUGAGAUGCUGUCCAUUUUAGUUAGUUCUUGCUUUUACAAUUUGUUUUUACUAUAUUGUACUGCUCCACUCUUAACAUAUAUAUAUAUGUACUAUAUGUAGAUGACAUGGCAAUGCUCUGCUAUGGACUGUAACUGUAUAUUGUACUAUAUAUUAGUAGCGAAUUAUAGAGCUUUGUAUCUACCCGCAUAUUUUGUUCGUAACAUUUAGCACUUAUUAAACUAUACAAACAAAUUUAUGAAAUAUU